GGUCACGUCACGCGCGUGCGCUCUCCGCGUGCCCUCAACGGCGCGGAGGACGUUAGCCCUUCGGCGUGGUGGUUUCCUUAGAGACGGAGUCGGCCCAGGUGGCGGCCACCAGGAGACCGGCACCGUGAGACUCCUGGAGAAGUCAAAAUGCCGGCAAAGGACAAGAGGAAAGUCAAAAACAAAGAGCAAGAUCAAAAGAAAGAAGUAAAAGUAGAGGACAAUGCAAUCGAACGAGCCAAAGCCAAUGCCUCUCUCUGGGAGGCCAGACUGGAAGUCACAGAACUCUCUAGGAUUGAGUAUCGCGAUACUUCCCGAAGACUGGCAAAAAAUAAUGAAGACUUAAAGAAACAGCAGUAUAAACUGGAAAAAGACACCAUGUCUGUAUUAAGCUACUUGAAGAAGCAGGAUCAGGAGAAAGAUAAUAUGAUAGAAAAACUGAAGCAGCAGUUGGCUGAGACAAAGGAAAAAGCCAAGGAAGAGAAGGAAAAAUUGGAACAAAAGUAUUCUAUGCAAGUCAGUGAAUUGGAGGGACAGUUUCAUCAAAAAGCCAAGGAAAUUGGCAUGAUUCAGACAGAGCUAAAGACAAUAAAACAAUUCCAGAAGAGGAAAAUACAAGUGGAAAAAGAAUUAGAAGAUCUGAAAGAAAAUCUAAGGAACUCAGAGAAGAACUAUCAGGAGACCCUUAGAAGACUAGAAAGCAGAUUUUUUGAAGAAAAGCACCGGCUGGAACAAGAGGCUGAGAAGAGGAUCAUGAUACUGGCCGAGAGAGCCCACCAUGAAGCUGUGGUGCAGCUGAACACUGCGGGAAGAAACGUCUUUAAAGAGAAUGUUUAUCUUCACAAGGCGCUCGCAUACCACUUGAAGGCAGCUGAGGCUCAACAGAAGAACUCCAAGAAGAUGGAAGAGAGUCACUCCUGCCUUAUACACCAAAAGGAAAUCAAUGAUCUGUUGGUUAAGGAAAAGAUUAUGCAACUCAUGCAGCAAAGAUCACAGAUCCAAGCUCUUCAGAAGAAGGUGGUGAGCUUGGAGAAUGCUCUGACCUACAUGACCGCAGAGUUUGAGGCUGAAGUUUCAAAGCUGCAGCAAAAGGCACUCAUAGAGAACCAAGCAGGUUUGGUAGAGAUCGACAAGCUGCAGCAGCUUCUUCAGAUGAAGGACAAGGAGAUGAACCGCAUAAAGAAGCUGGCCAGGAACAUACUGGAUGAGAGGACAGAAGUGGAACAGUUCUUUCUAGACGCUCUCUACGAAGUGAAGCAACAGAUUCUGAUCAGCAGGAAGCAUUAUAAGCAAAUAGCACAAGCUGCUUUCAAUUUAAAAAUGAGAAUGGCGUGUGCAGGAAGGACAGAAUACCCCCGAAUCAGGACCUUUGACGGCAGAGAACAAAGCACCAAUAGUGUGAAUCAGGACCUCACGGAGGCUGAAAAAUGGCCAACUACUCAAGAAAAUGUGGAUAUUAGAGAUUUGACCUGGGAACAAAAGGAAAAAGUCUUAAGAUUGCUCUUUGCAAAAAUGAAUGGCUUUGCUGCCAGGAAAUACAGUCAGAGUUCUAAGCCUCCUGUUCCAGACCAUAUUACUUAUGACAGUGGAGAAAUGAAAGAAAGUAGGGAGGAACCUGGCCUUCCAGAUCAAACCUUCAUCACCCAGCAAGUGCCAGUAUCAGACUCCAAUAAAAUGGUGUCACCUGGUGUUAUUCCUCAAGAAUUACAGGACUCUGACAUAGAGCCUAGGAAAUGAUGACUCCUCAGCAGAUGCAAGCGGACCUUCUUUAUGUGAUCUUGCUCUGAAUAUGUUCAAGACAGAUUCUCAAAGAAAAAGAGAAUUCCAACUCAAAAGUUACCUGUUUGCCAUAGAAAUUGGUGUCUCCCCUGAAGGAAGAUCGAGAGCCAGUGAAGGAAAACAUUGGCAAAGGCACUGGAAUGGGGACAUUCACGCCCACCUAAAAAACAAAUCACAUCAAAGUUGAAGAGAACUCCCCAAAGGGCUCGAACCACAGUGCCCAUGUAGAAGCUCAAAGGCAACAGAGAUUAAUUUUAUUUUUGCUUUGGUUUUUAGAUUUUGUUUGGUUUGAGGUUUUUUUUUUUUCUUUUUGAGAUAUCAAUUUUAAGUAGUCAUCUUGCACCCUGGUGCUCCACCCUAAGAACUUUUAUUCCUGAGGAAGAGAUGGGUAAUUGUGGGCAAUUAAAGGGACAGUGUUCAAACAA
Molecule: messenger RNA, 2201 nt
Organism: Rattus norvegicus (Norway rat)
Lineage: Eukaryota; Metazoa; Chordata; Mammalia; Rodentia; Muridae
Gene: Bbof1
Product: basal body orientation factor 1
Exons: 12
Coding region: 148-1734 (528 amino acids)
Source: RefSeq, marked validated